Stylophora pistillata is the source of this 1516-nucleotide messenger RNA. Its product is annotated as transmembrane emp24 domain-containing protein 1. The record is from RefSeq and is a predicted model, not a curated record. NCBI's taxonomy places the organism in Eukaryota, Metazoa, Cnidaria, Anthozoa, Scleractinia, Pocilloporidae.
UCGGGAAGGAAGUCUAGUAUCAACUCCAGCGGGACACGUCGACGUAGUGAUUUUCAAUGUGCAGAAUGAGGAAUUAGCCGUGUUCAUGUACAAAUACACGACUAAGAUAGUAUUUUAAUUACUUUUCAGUUUGUAGAUUUAACUCAGUUAGUUUGAUUUCUGGUCGUAGUUUUUUGGAAUGCGCUGUUCAAUUACUCCCAUCUUGUUCGGCAUAUUUCUACAAUGGCUCAUUUUUCUGCCCUUGUCCCAAGCGAUGUCGAACGGGUUUACCACCAUAGUGGAGGCAGGAAAAGUGAACUGCUUUUACGAGAAUAUAGAAGUCAAUAGAACCUUGGAAAUGGAAUAUCAGGUGGUUGAAGGAGGGGGAGAAUUGGACAUUACCUUUCAAAUGAUUUCUCCUAGUGGAGCACUGCUAGUGGAUGACCAAAAGAAAACAGAUGACUUACAUACUGUCCAAGCAGAUGAGAAAGGAGUAUAUGCUUUCUGUUUUGAUAAUUCAUUCAGUACAUUGGCAGAGAAAACUGUCUUUGCAGACCUAGGACUUGAACAUUACGAUGUAGACAACUGGCUAUCAGAGUUGGAUGAAGAUAGCAGUAUAGAAGGGCAGCAGUUACAAGUUGAUAGCUUACGGACUACACUUGAGAAUAUUAAAAUGCUGUUGGAGAAAGCUCAGGGUUACCAGACGUACCUGACAAAGAAGAACUUAAAGAGUCAUUUUCUUGUAACUAGGAGUGGAAGUAGGGUGUUUUGGUGGUCUCUUAUACAAAGCAUUACCCUUGUUGGAGUGGCUAUAUGUCAAGUGUUAAUAGUGAAGAAUUUCUUUGGUACUAACAAUACUGGUCAAAGGAUUUGAACAGUUUUUUUCUAGUGAUAACCUCUCUGCACUAGCAGUUUCUUUGGAAGUGAAACCUUGAUUGUUAUGUCUAUUUACUGUUUCCUCAUUUGGUUUUACAAACUUUUGCUAUUAAGUUAGCUGAUGACAGAAAAAUGCAGCUUUCUAAAAUCAAUUUUGUAAUAAUAUUGAGAGAGUUUUAUAUAGAUGUCAGCAAAAAAUAUAUUUUCACAACCAAGUAAUGCAAGAGUUUCACCACCCAACUUGGUGGUGGUGAUGCCUUCACUGUCACUUUUAAAAUUGAAAUUCCUGUGUCUUGGAACUUACCAAAAGGCUCAUGGCUUCUAUAGACAGGACUGUGAAAAUUCCUGUGAUCAGGUGUGGUUUGUUUUCUCUUGAACAGACUGUGAGGGAAGCUAAGAGUGUCUAGGUUAGUCCUACAGAUAAUGAUAAUGUAAUCUGACAGUCACCUAGUCAGUUACUUUGUAAAUGUUGCAUACUGAGGGAAAUGUUUUCCUGUUAAGGAGAUUAUGUAGCAAAAUUGUCAUGAACACAGAUUAACUUGGUAUUGUUCUUUCCGUUACCUGUAUUUAAAAUAUUUCUUUUAAAAUAAAAUUGACUUUAACCUCAGAGAUUGUCAUGAAGUAAAACAGCCCUUUAUGAAUAAAAAGUGUUGUGUUGAUA